AUGAAAGCCCCUGUUCAGGUGGGAGACGCGAAAACCAAAGAAGCGCCUCCCGACGACUCUAAAACAAAGAUGGUCACAGAUAAGAGUGGAAUUCGUAAAUCUGCACUUAAUAUGACAGAAGAGGAUGCAAAGAAGAAAGCGGCAGCUGAUGAGGAAGCAGCGAGACAGAAAGCACGCCGGUUUGGAACAGUCACUUCACUGAUGAACCGAUUCGUUGAACCGGAGAUUAAAGAGGAACCAAUUACAUACAAACGAUCAUCCUUCUUGGCAGCGAAGGAUAAAGAGGUUGAACGGCCAAAGAAGAAAUAUGAAGUGAUCAAGCCGGCUAUUGAUGACGCCUUUGACAAGCAGAUGGAAGAAAUCCGGGCGCAGAUGAAAAGCGGUUCAUCGCAGUUUGAGAGUCAUCUCAAGGAUCUUUCGAAAGGGAUCACGGUCAGCGCUGAUGACAUGAAGAAGCGUACGGAAGAUGAAAAGAAAAAAAUGAUCAUGGAUUCCGUCACCGGAGUGUUUAGGUCGGUCUUUGUGAUGUGA
Messenger RNA from Cooperia oncophora, 531 nucleotides. The record is from the annotation of a GenBank genome assembly. NCBI's taxonomy places the organism in Eukaryota, Metazoa, Nematoda, Chromadorea, Rhabditida, Trichostrongylidae.